AUGAGCUCGUACUUCGUCAAUCCGCUCUUCCCCAAGUACAAAGGCGGCGAUUCCCUGGACGCCGCCCCGUUCUACGAUUGCCGCUUCCCGCAGGCCGUGAGCCGCAGCCCCGCCGUCCUCUACGGCCCCGCGGGGGCCGCCCCGUCCUUCCAGCCCCCUGCCCACCACGUCCAGGAUUUCUUCCACCACCCUUCGGCCUCGCCCAUCUCCAACGCUGCCUACCAGGGCAACGCCCCGUGCGCCCUCGCUUGCCACGGAGCCGCGGGCGACUCCGCCAAGUUCUACGGCUACGAGGCUUUGCCUCGCCAAGCCAUCUACGCGGGCGCGCAGCAGGACGCGGGGCACUACGCGGAUUGUAAAUCUUCCUCUUCUUCUUCUUCUUCCUCGUCCGCGUCUUCCGUCAACUCCGCCAUCGGCGCCGCGCCCGAUGUUGGCCAAGGGCACCUCGGGCAGAGCUCGUCGCCCAGUCUCAUGUUCCCCUGGAUGAGACCGCACGCCCCGGGCCGGCGCAGCGGCCGCCAGACGUACAGCCGCUACCAGACGCUGGAGCUGGAGAAGGAAUUCCUGUUUAACCCUUACCUGACCCGCAAGCGCCGCAUCGAGGUGUCGCACGCGCUGGGGCUCUCGGAGCGCCAGGUGAAGAUUUGGUUCCAGAAUCGCCGCAUGAAAUGGAAAAAAGAGAACAACAAAGAGAAACUGCCCGGGGCGGGCCGAGAGGACGAGAAAAACGACGAGGAAGGCAACGAGGAAGAGGAGAAGGACGAGGAGGAGAAGGAGGAGAGCAAGGAUUGA
Molecule: messenger RNA, 792 nt
Organism: Sturnus vulgaris (Common starling)
Lineage: Eukaryota; Metazoa; Chordata; Aves; Passeriformes; Sturnidae
Gene: HOXC8
Product: homeobox C8
Biological process (GO): regulation of transcription by RNA polymerase II
Cellular component (GO): nucleus
Molecular function (GO): DNA-binding transcription factor activity, RNA polymerase II-specific; RNA polymerase II transcription regulatory region sequence-specific DNA binding
Source: RefSeq, a predicted model, not a curated record